GAACAGAGAAGAUGGACUUGUAAACCAAGGAUAUCGACCAUAUCAGUCUUUCUAUCCGAUUAAACCAGUCUUCUGCAUACCCGUCCGUGUUUCCUUUCCGUCUGCGCAGCCUUCUUGGUUCCAUUCUCGCCUUUUUUUCUUACCGCCUGGCGCUCAAUUGUUAUGGCAUCGGAGUCAUCAGCCGCCCAAAUUCCCGCAGAUUUCGACGUAGACGAGGUCGUUCUUGAUAACGAUGGGUUUGGAUGGGUUAAGCGCGUUGACGCACGCAAGCCCGAACGUGAGUUGGAGCAGUUGAUCCAUGAUGUUGUCGUUGUCGCCGGGGUGCCGCUCGUUAUCGAGAACUGGCACCUGCGCGAAGAUUUUCCGAAGGAGAUGCUUAGUAUGCAGUAUUUGAAGAACAACUUGGGGGAUAUGAAAAUACCAAUCCGUGAUAUGGACCGUGAAAACGUAGUCGAUCAGACCAUGUCUAUGUCAGACUACCUUUCCAUGAUACCAACACUCGCUGCUGAAAAUGCGGAUUUAUCCAAUGCGUCACGGCGGCGGUUAUACGCGAAAGAUUUGACGUGCCCCGACGAAUGGCGAGAUAGUGUUGCUUCACUCUUGCCGGACAGCCUUGUCUACCUGGGCUCGAACGAUUUCAUGUCGAAACUACCUCCCUCAGCACAAGCUGAGAACAUAAUGCUUUACAUCGGUCAUGAAGGCACAUACACAACCGCACACCGUGACAUGUGUGCCGCGGUUGGGCAUAACCUCAUGGUCCAUACCGACCCGAACUCCUCUUCAUUGUGGUUCAUGACGUCGACACACUCGCAUCUCGCCGUUAAGGAAAAGUUUCCAGAUAUUGAUCUUGAGCUGCACUGGGCGACGAUCGAUGAAUGGGCCGAAUUGUCUGAAAACGCCAAGGUGUACAUGUGCGAGCAAAAGGAAGGAGACUUGAUGCUGGUGCCGACUUGGGCUGCGCAUCAAGUGUGGAAUCGCGGGUCCGCCACGGUGAAAGUUAGCUGGAACAGGGUUACUGCUGAUAGUUUGACCCGUGCCGUGAAGGCGGCUCUGCCUGCAUACAAAGCUGUCUGUCAUGCUGAAGAAUACAAGAUCAAAUCAAUCCUUCACGCUACGAUCAACAACCUUACCCUUGACCCUCCUCAUAUGAGCGUCCAACAGAUUACGAAUCUGCAAACUCUCUUCCCCGUUUUCACCGACGUUCUUACUGAAGAAUACCUCCCAGAUACUUCACAGGUCAAGAGAUGCGAGGAAAAAUUCCGUUAUUCGGUACGCUGUUCGUACUGCUCCUGCGACAUAUGGAAUCGCUUUCUUACCUGCACCGACUGCGAAGGAGACCCAUAUGACGUUUGCAUAGAAUGUUACGCCCGAGGAAGGAGCUGCGCACAUAUCAGCGGCCUAAAAUGGAUGGAACAGUGGGAUUGGGAGAAGUUGUGUGCAUUGUGGAUGAGGGCCAGACAGAUAUUCAACAACGUGUCAGAGGAAGACCGAAGAGUGGAAACCUGGGAUGAGCAGCUGCAUUCGCGGAAAACCAUGGCGAUGGUAUGCGAGGAAGAGAAUGGCCAGCGCCCAAGGAAUCUCGAAAAUCCACGGAAAACCACGAGGAGAUGCCACCCGUGCAAGAACACUCACGAGGAUGCAAACAAACAGGUUACUUGUGCGCGUUGUGACAAGAUAUUCUGCAUGUCCUUUCUCAUGUGGAACAUGGAGAUGGACCCUUCUCUGGUGUUGGCGGGUAUUUGGGGAAGAUGGGAAUGCCCCGCAUGUUACGGAGAUUGCAAAUGCGCGGUCUGUUUAGCAAAACCGCGGGAGGAAAAUUCGCACCGUCGGCUCGGAGAUGUGCCUCGGCCCGGAACAAGCCCGCUGGCGGGCACAUUGUCUGGCUGGACAUCUGUCAACACAAGGGCGUACAGGGAUCAAAGGAGCAGGAACUACUACUUCAAGGUAGUUAAGCCCCGAGGGAGGCCCAAGAAGAAGAGUACUGUAACCCCGUCUCGGAAGGGGAGGAUGGACGAUGUUGAGGAAGCACUUAUUGGGCAAAGUGAGCCACCAGGGCCACCGUCAAAGCGUGCUAGACAAACAGUUCCAGACGCCGAACUUGACCUUCUCCCGCAAGGUCCGGAAGCCGCCGAGAUGCAACCCCCGUUGAAUACGCAACGUGAUGUUCGCCCUGUUUUCGGUAAUGGCGCAAAUGGUGAUUCAAGAUCGACUAUGAGUCAAGGUCAGGCGCAGGAGUCGUCGCCCGAGAUUCCCGAUCUUCCAAGAGAAAUAUUCUUUUACUCGGAAGGCAUAGUCGCGAGGGAGAAUGGUAAUGGUGUUACCCAUUAUCCGACGCAUCGGGCACACCUUGAAAUCUUCAGGCGUGGCCAGAUGCGCUCCAACUUCACGAGCACAGUGCCAGAGAGAGAUGAGUUGGAGCGAUUGCUGAGGGUGUAUGAGUUGUUAGGGAAUACAGAGGGACAAAGAAUUGUAAAGGAAAGGUUGGCGGAGAGGCAUAUUCAAUUGAAUUUACUUGCUGAAGCGGAAGAGCUGUCUGCUGACUUGCUGAGUGUGCGCGAGCAGGAAACCGUGGCGAAGGAAGCGGAGAAGCUCGCGGAGAGGUGAGCCUG
Molecule: messenger RNA, 2609 nt
Organism: Saitoella complicata NRRL Y-17804
Lineage: Eukaryota; Fungi; Ascomycota; Saitoellomycetes; Saitoellales; Saitoellaceae
Exons: 3
Coding region: 163-2604 (813 amino acids)
Cellular component (GO): cytoplasm
Source: RefSeq, a predicted model, not a curated record